GUGAACGUCACUCUGGGGCUCAUCAAGACAAGCUGGCCAUGUGGAUGAAGCUACUGCUGCUCGUGGCUGCGACGCUGUGCGUCGUGGCUGCCGAUGACGACUACCAGAUGAGGGAUGAGGUCGAGGUCGUGGCCAACACGAUCCGACCAUACGCGAACCCCACCGAAACUUACCAGUAUUACAAGCUGCCAUAUUGCAAACCAAAGGAGCGCCAAUGGGACGAUCACGACCUGGGUGAGCUGCUUACAGGCAGUCGCAAGGUCGUGACGGAUUAUCGUCUCUACUUUGGCGUGGACCAGACCUACGCGCAGCUCUGUAAGCUGUCAGUGACUCCAGAUGUCAUGAAGUCGUUCAAAGACGCGGUGGAUGAGAACUACGAGUUCGAAAUGUAUGUAGACGAUAUCAGACUGCGAGGCCAGGUGGGAUACCUCAUCCAGGAGGGCAUACGUGAAGGUAUGAAGAUGCACUACUAUCUUAACACACACCUACACUUCGACAUCGCCUACAACAACGUGGAAGCGGAGGAAGGCAAGAACAAAAUCGUGGCUGUGAACAUGACAAUGGCAUCUUCCGACCCAGAUCUUGAAUACCACUACGCAUUGUCGACUGAUAAUAUAGCCAAGGCACCUGAAGCAAUCUUCACGUACUCUGUGAAGUGGCACAACCGCCCCGAUCUGUUGUACGAGAACCGCAACGUUGACAAAGAACUCGUUGAGCCCGACGACUUGGAGCUGCAUUGGAUUUCAGUCAUUAACUCGUUCAUCCUGGUGAUGAUGCUGACGGGGUUCUUGUCCAUUGUGAUGAUCCGCAUUCUCAAGCGUGACUUCUCACGAUACACAGACCUGGAGACUGGCGACGAACAUGCACUAGAGGACGAUUCUGGCUGGAAGCUCUUGCACGCCGAUGUAUUCCGGUUCCCUACGCAGUUGAGCAUUUUCUGUGCACUUAACGGUGCCGGUGCGCAACUGUUCGUGAUGCUUUCGGUGGCGCUGGCAUCUUCAUUACUCGGCAUCGUUAAGCCGAACAAGCGCGGCGGUAUGAUGACUGCAUUCAUCGUGCUCUAUGCGCUCACUGCAGGCGUCGGAGGCUUUCAUUCUGCUCGAUUGUACCGUCAGCUUGGAGGUCAGCGAUGGGUGUGGAACAUUUUGAUGUGUGUCCUGGUUAUCCCUGGACCGCUGGUCGCUAUCUUCUCGUUUUUGAACUCGGUGGCGAUUUGGAAUGAUUCGUCAGCGGCACUGCCUUUUGGUACUAUCAUGAUCGUGCUCGCGUUGUUCAUCACAGUGGCGUUGCCUCUGACAAUUAUCGGAGGCGUUGCUGGACGGAAUUCCACUGGCGAUUUCAAGUCUCCGUGUCGUACGAACAAGAUUCCGCGUGAGAUCCCGUCCGUCCCUGGCUACCGCAGUCCGUUUAUCCUUAUCGUCGCAGCUGGGUGCCUCCCAUUCAGCGCCGUUUACAUCGAGCUGCACCACAUUUUCGCAGCGAUCUGGGGUCAUUCGAUCUACACGCUCUUUGGUAUCCUGUUCUUGUCGUUUGUCAUGCUGGUGUUCGUGACUGCGUUCACGACCAUCUCGUUGACGUACAUCCAACUUUCUUCUGAGGACCAUCGCUGGUGGUGGCGGUCGUACAUCUCGGGCGGAACGACGGGACUCUUCGUGCUCGCGUACAGUGUGUGGUACUAUACGAGCAUCGCAGACAUGACAGGCUUCUUCCAGGCAGCAUUCUACUUUGGCUACACCAGCAUAAUGGCGUACUGCUUCUUUGUCAUGCUGGGCUUUAUCGGAUUCCAGAGCUCACUUUUCUUCGUGAACAAGAUCUACCGAACCAUCAAGGUGGAGUAG
Messenger RNA from Phytophthora infestans T30-4, 1838 nucleotides. Its product is annotated as endomembrane protein 70-like protein, putative. Bases 39 to 1838 code for a protein of 599 amino acids. Gene Ontology annotation, biological process: protein localization to membrane. Gene Ontology annotation, cellular component: membrane. The transcript has 3 exons. The record is from RefSeq and is a predicted model, not a curated record. Lineage: Eukaryota; Oomycota; Peronosporomycetes; Peronosporales; Peronosporaceae.